Messenger RNA from Ictidomys tridecemlineatus (thirteen-lined ground squirrel), 3335 nucleotides. Its product is annotated as glycine receptor subunit alpha-4. NCBI's taxonomy places the organism in Eukaryota, Metazoa, Chordata, Mammalia, Rodentia, Sciuridae. Gene Ontology annotation, biological process: monoatomic ion transmembrane transport. Gene Ontology annotation, cellular component: plasma membrane. The record is from RefSeq and is a predicted model, not a curated record. Gene Ontology annotation, molecular function: glycine binding; transmembrane signaling receptor activity; transmitter-gated monoatomic ion channel activity.
GAGGUGGGAGGGAGGGAAACAUCUUUCUACCGGUCUCCCUCCUCCCUCCCCUCCAAGACUCUCCAGGGUUUAGAGGGUGAUUGCUGCCCAAAGAGAAUCUUUUUUGGUUCCCUGGCUGGCAAGCUGAGGCCCUCCGCAGCCCAAGGCGAGCCCAAGCAGGAGCCGGUAGGGUUAUCUGUGUCAGGAUCAUUUCCAGGGGAAUAGUUCUGGCCCCUGACUGAUAAAGACAGGGCAGAGGAGAAGAGGCAGAAGAGGAAAGAGAGCGCAACUCCUAGCCCAAGUUGGAGGAAGGUUCUAUAUUUUCGGCGUUCCCACAGGGAUAUUCCCCUCACCUUGGCAGCCAAGCUGAGAAAGGGCUCCAAGGUCCCCACGGAAUGACAAGUCUUGUUCCUGCAACCCUCUCCUUCCUUCUUCUGUGGACUCUGCCAGGGCAGGUCCUCCUCAGGGUGGCUUUGGCAAAGGAGGAUGUCAAAUCUGGAAACAAGGGGUCUCAGCCCAUGUCCCCCUCUGAUUUCCUGGACAAGCUUAUGGGGCGAACAUCUGGAUAUGACGCCAGAAUUCGACCCAAUUUUAAAGGCCCACCUGUGAAUGUGACCUGCAACAUCUUCAUCAACAGUUUUGGCUCCGUCACCGAGACCACCAUGGACUACAGAGUCAAUGUCUUCUUGCGGCAGCAGUGGAAUGACCCUCGCCUGGCCUACCGAGAAUAUCCUGAUGACUCUCUAGACCUCGACCCCUCCAUGCUGGACUCUAUUUGGAAGCCAGACCUUUUCUUUGCCAAUGAGAAAGGGGCCAACUUCCACGAAGUGACCACAGACAACAAAUUGCUGCGCAUCUUCAAAAAUGGAAAUGUGCUCUACAGCAUCAGAUUGACCCUCAUUUUGUCCUGCCCAAUGGACCUCAAGAACUUCCCUAUGGACAUCCAGACCUGCACGAUGCAGCUAGAAAGCUUUGGCUACACCAUGAAUGACCUCGUGUUUGAGUGGCUAGAAGAUGCUCCCGCUGUCCAGGUGGCUGAGGGGCUGACUUUGCCCCAAUUUAUCUUGAGGGAUGAGAAGGAUCUAGGUUAUUGUACCAAACACUACAACACAGGGAAAUUCACCUGCAUCGAGGUAAAGUUUCACCUGGAACGGCAAAUGGGAUAUUAUCUGAUUCAGAUGUAUAUCCCCAGUCUACUCAUCGUCAUCCUGUCCUGGGUCUCCUUCUGGAUCAACAUGGAUGCUGCCCCUGCCCGUGUAGGCCUCGGUAUCACUACUGUGCUCACCAUGACAACCCAGAGCUCUGGUUCCCGGGCCUCUUUGCCUAAGGUAUCCUACGUGAAGGCAAUUGACAUCUGGAUGGCCGUGUGUCUGCUCUUUGUGUUUGCUGCCCUGCUGGAGUAUGCUGCUGUCAAUUUUGUCUCCCGUCAGCAUAAGGAAUUCAUGCGACUUCGAAGAAGGCAGAGGCGCCAACGCAUGGAGGAAGACAUCAUAAGAGAAAGCCGCUUCUAUUUCCGUGGCUAUGGCCUGGGCCACUGCCUGCAGGGAAGGGAUGGAGGCCCAAUGGAAGGUUCUAGUAUUUAUAGCCCUCAAACUCCAGCUCCUCUUCUAAAAGAAGGAGAAACCAUGCGGAAACUCUAUGUGGACCAGGCCAAGAGAAUUGACACCAUCUCCCGGGCUGUCUUCCCUUUUACUUUCCUCAUUUUCAAUAUUUUCUACUGGGUUGUCUAUAAAGUGCUACAGUCAGAAGAUAUCCACCAGGCACUGUGAAUAAGGUGGAGGUUAUAGAGUACAGCUUAUGGCUUUCUGCUACUUCCUGGGUGGGCUUUCCCUCCCCAUUAGACUCCACUGGGGAAGACAGUUCCUUCCCAAUCUCCCAUUCAGAAUUUCCAACUACCUGUCCCAAAGCUAUGUGAGCCAAUACUGCAUGGUGCCAAUUGUGGCUGUACUUAUAAAGACGGCUCAUCUACCCUAGUCCAUAUUUUCUGUAUAUUCUCCCAUUUCUCAUGAGACUAAGGUGCCAAGAUGACUUUCUGUUCUUGCUGGGACCCCUCCUUUCCUCUACUCCAGUGGAGAAUAUUCAGACCAUUGCUACUAGUUUCUGAUGUUUGUCAUCUUAAUAUAUACCAGUCCUCACCCUACCACCUCCCCCCACCAGAUCCUAGCUCUUACUUGACCCUCUAUCCCUCCUAUCACAACCUCAAAUAGGAAGUCUUUCCCAUACUCAAGUGCUGCCUGUGUGACCCAGUCAGGUUUCCUUACAGUGAGAGGAAGACAAAGAUAUAGGUUUUAUUCCUCUUAAAAAGAAUGGAAGAGUCAUAGGCUGAACAGGGCUAGGAAGGCAUGUGAACAUUGGGAAUAUGACCCAACAAAGGACUGUUCAAGUUUUCUGAGAAAUUCAACACUAUCAGAAUUGGGGAAGAAACCCUUGGGACCUCAGAAAGAUCACCCCUCCAUAUACACCUGAAUUUCCUCAUCUCAGAAAUAUCUAUUCUAUUCCAUAGUUAACAUGGUGGCAGGGUUCUUUAUGCUGGAUAGUAUAAAGAGAAAAAAAAAUCUUCUCAAAGAAAAAAAAUCUUUAUGAAAUGUAUAAUGCUAGGAAACUCAAUAAAAGUGAGAUCAAAAGUAGUAGAACCCAGGAAAAGUAUAAAUAUAGGAACCAUCCUCGGAGAGUCUGUUGUUGACUAGAUUUUCAUUUGUUUCUUCUUUUUUCUCCCAAGUCUUUAUUUUCCAGGACCCUCAUUUAAAAUUUGCUCCUUCAUUUCCUUUUAAUGAGCAAGUAAUGGUGCCAUGCAACCCUGUUCAGGUCAGAGUGGGCUUCAAAAUUCCUGGGAAGGAACUAGGCAUAAAGGAUCGCUAUCCUGGACAAACAUUGACUCAACCAACCUCAGAGUAGUAGCUUUAGAAGUUAGAGAGCCAUAAUAAGUGCUGUUUGUUCAUGCUUCUCUUGUUUCCCUUCUUCCUUCUAUAGUAAGGAACAGUAAGAGAUAUAGCAGUCAGUUAAAGCUACUAGAAAUGUCAGAAUAGAGAGGUUGGUGUGGUAUGUUUCAGGCCUAACAUACCACUGCAAUGUGGGGCAGUAUGGGCCUGGUACACUAAAUUCUUUGAAUUACCCUAACUAUGGAGGAACAGAAACAAGAUAUGAGAGAUGAAAGUGUGGGAAUAACAGCUGGACCAAGUGAUCAAAUAAUCUCUCAGCCACCUUGACCUUUUCUCUGGAGCUAGAAUAAUUAACUAUGUAAGUCCAAUCUUCUCUCCCUAUGUCUCACUCUCUCCCAACUCACUCACUCCACAUGAUAUCCAAUUGAAAGUCAAUAAAUCCAACGAUCAAAGUAAAUCCUAUAGUCAAACAAAAAA